GUUGAAGGUGAUUCUACUUCGGAAUUCUUCACUACGUCAAUGUACACAGAUGAAUUUGACCAUAUUCUCGAUACUGUGCUGAGGUCCGAAAGACAACUGUUUAAUGCUGACGAGCUAACUUUGUUCAACACCUAUAAACUGCUCGAAGGUAGUUCAAAAAGCAUAGAGUAACCCACAUUAUCUUGAUUCCGAACUGAAAUUGUUCUGAAAUAGCUGACUCGAAGCAUUUGAUUGUUCGAUUACUCAUGCGAAAGAAUGUAUGGAUCAGAAAGUCGAAACUCAAUUAUUCGAAAAACGUUCGCGAUCUAGAUGAAACUCUUCAAGACCUUGAGAAAAAGAAGUUCAUAUUGAUUGAUGUAGACAAUUUAAAAGAAGCAGCCCAAAUUUUAUCGAAAGAUGAACUGAAGGAUGUGUUACGAGAGAGAAAUAUCACUUUACCAGCCGAGAAUUCCAGAAAAUUGGACUAUGAGCAAAGGCUAUUCCAAUUUGCUGCAGUAUCCACCCAAAGUAUGGUGAAGCAGCAUUCAACGAUUGAUGAACUCAAAUUGAAAAAGCUCUGGGAUUCCAUACAUAAAUGCUUAGGUCCAUGCAUCAAAGUGAAUAAUACAUUAUACGAUUUAUUUCGACGCUUGCAGCUUGUUUAUUAUCGAAUAAACAACCUAGUAAACAUGUCGAACCCCGUUUCACUUUCAAUUCUCUCAAAAACCAGUAAAAGAAAUUAUCCAUGCUACACGUAUGUUCGAACCAAUAAUAUAUGGGAUACCAGGGACGAUCUACUAGCAUAUGAGCGAGCAUUAUUGAUAGAAAAGAAAUUUGAAAAGGCAAUGGAAGACUUGAUUGGCUUUAACUCUUCCAAAAGCAAAAAAUCACCACCGCCGUCGCCUUCCCCUUCCCCUUCUCCGCCACUAGCAGUAGCGGAAAUACCCUCCAGCAGCAACAAGAGUGAAUUGUCCCAGCGACAGCAACUAGAAAACAUUUGGACAUUUUGUGAAAAUCAUAUUGCCAUUUGGGAUGAUUGCAUUAUUCAAAGUGUUGCUCAGAACCGGCCGUAUCAUCUAAAGCGAUUUGAAGCUGGCUGGAUAUAUACUCGCUUGGUAGAUCAUGGAACACAGAUUCUAGCCAAAUUGCAUGAAUAUGAUUUGGAAGCAUUGAUUUUGAAGAAAUUGCUAAGUCAGCGGAUGUAUCGUAUAGGCAAACGAGGGAAAUGGUACGAUCGAUUAGCAUUGAUACAGACGCAUUAUUUAAAUAAAGAGAAUUUCCGACUUCAGAAAAAGACGGCACUGAAAACGUGUAUUGAUGCAAUACAUGAUAAUCAAGUACAUCAAAUUUAUUUGCAUGGAAUUCACAAAAGAAUAAAACAGCUCGAAAAAGACCUCUGUAUACCCAAAAGAGAGCAGCAUGACUUUAGCUAUUUGACCCUAAAAACGCCAAAAAAAAUUACAAUAUACGAUGAAUUAAUAGGGAAAAAAUCAAUCUGGAGAAGCGAUGAUGGCUCCCAAUGUUCCGUAGAGCAAAUAGCCUUGGAUUAUUAUAAAAAACAAGGAUUUAAAGGUUUCCAUUGUGAGAACAGUGUCAUCAGGAUGAUUGCUGGACUAUUAUUUUGGGAUAUCAUUUACGCACCUAUACCAGGAGUGUUUGAAACACCCUAUCAAAUCGAACCAUUAGAUUUGAGAACUGAAGCUUUUUACGAAAGCCGUUUAGAUCUCAUUAAUAAGCGUUUACGCGAUAUUGAAGAAGGAAAAUAUAUUACUAUUAUGAAGGAUGUUGAUAUGAGGGAAAGACCAAAACGUACAGUAGCUGUAGGAAUCAACUGGAAUUACGAAUUAGAAGAUAUUAUUGAAAUCACUGAGUGCAUCGGCCCAAUGGCUCUUGCUCCAUUAUGCAAACUUUUCUUUGAAGAAUUCGAUCAACGACAAGGCGGAAUGCCAGACUUAUGUUGCUGGAACUAUGAGAAGAAAGAAUGCCUUUUUUCGGAAGUCAAAGGGCCAAACGAUCAGUUGUCAAAAACACAGAAAAUGUGGAUAGAGACGUUAAGCAGCUUUGGUAUCAAUGUUGAAGUAUGCUAUGUUAAAAUCUGGGAAGGUGAAGAUAUUAUUCUGGAGGAAAACGAUUAGUUGAAUACAUUCUCAUGUUUCUGACACUAAAAGAGACAAAACAUAAUAGCUUUGAAUGCUUCUUGUACAUGUUUUAUUCAAUUCUGACUUUUUUCGGUUGCAUUGAAACAAAUGAUUUUGGGUAAAUUUCCGCUUUAAGCGAAAAAUAAACACUUUUACAUAGCCGCCUUCU
This is a messenger RNA of Mycotypha africana, 2286 nucleotides long. Its product is annotated as VRR-NUC domain-containing protein. The record is from RefSeq and is a predicted model, not a curated record. The transcript is spliced from 11 exons. Gene Ontology annotation, cellular component: nucleus. NCBI's taxonomy places the organism in Eukaryota, Fungi, Mucoromycota, Mucoromycetes, Mucorales, Mycotyphaceae. Bases 246 to 2114 code for a protein of 622 amino acids. Gene Ontology annotation, biological process: interstrand cross-link repair. Gene Ontology annotation, molecular function: 5'-3' exonuclease activity; 5'-flap endonuclease activity; flap-structured DNA binding.